CCCAGUGAAAGCGGAAGUGGUAAUGUUAUGUAUAAACCCGCGCGGGAAAAGCAGUAUUUUGGUGGAAGUACAUCUGAAGAAGCGGGAGACUUUUUUCAAACCGGCUUGUUGGAAAAUUCUGUUAAUCUGUCCGAAUCAGGAUGAAGGUGGUAACUUGUGAAAUUGCCUGGCACAACAAGGAGCCAGUAUACAGUCUGGAUUUUCAACAUAACGGCGAAAGUAAAAUUCACCGCCUGGCCACGGCCGGAGUGGACACAACAGUGCGUUUGUGGCGUGUUGACAGGGGGCCAGACGGAAAGGCUGUAGUGGAGUUCCUAUCAAAUUUGGCGAGACAUACAAAAGCAGUGAAUGUAGUACGCUUUUCUCCCAUCGGAGAGCUGCUGGCCUCUGGAGGAGAUGAUGCAGCCAUCUUAUUGUGGAAGAUUAAUGAUAGUAAAGAGGUCGAGCAAACCUCAACUUUCCAGGAGGAGGAGGAUGCUCAGCUGAACAAGGAAAGCUGGAAUGUAGUCAAGACUCUCAGGGGGCACAUUGAGGAUGUGUAUGACUUGUCAUGGACAAACGAUGGGAAUUUCCUUGUUUCUGGUUCUGUAGACAACACUGCCAUCAUGUGGGAUAUUCAGAAAGGUCAGAAGAUAUGCAUCUUUAAUGACCAUAAGAGCUAUGUGCAGGGUGUAUCCUGGGACCCGCUAGGUCAAUAUAUUAGCACACUUAGCUGUGACAGGGUUAUGCGUGUGUACAGCACACACACAAAGAAAAAAGCCUACAGUGUGAGUAAAAUGGCAUCAGGCACCGCUGGAGAGGGAGAGGUGAAGAACUUCCGGAUGUUUCACGAUGACAGUAUGCGCUCCUUCUUCAGACGCCUCACCUUUACACCAGACGGCUCCUUCCUCCUGGCACCUGCCGGUUGUGUGGAGACAGGAGAGAAUGUGACAAACACCACCUAUGUCUUCUCCAGGAAGAGCUUCAAGAGACCCAUAGCUCAUUUGCCCUGUCCUGCUAAAGCCACUCUUGCUGUACGAUGUUGCCCAGUGUACUUUGAGCUCAGAACCAAGAAGCUUGAAGAUGGAUCGGUGCAGCCAUUGCCCAACACGUUCCAGCUGCCUUAUCGCUUGGUGUUUGCUGUGGCGUCUGAAGACUCCAUCUUUUUUUACGACACCCAGCAGACAUUGCCAUUUGCUUAUCUGUCCAAUAUCCACUACCACACCCUGAGUGACCUCAGCUGGUCUUGUGAUGGCUCAUUCCUGGCCGUGUCCUCCACGGACGGCUAUUGCUCUUUUGUGUCCUUUGAUGAGCUGGAGCUUGGCACCCCUCUGAAGGAGCGGCCACAGCUGGACAUCACCCCGAUCCCUGCCAGUGAGAAAAAAGGCAAGAGAACAUCAGGUAGUGGACGAAAUGCGUCACCAGUGCCCCGCACCAACCCUUCACCCAUCACACAGGAGAAAGAAACUUCAUCAGCUACAUCUGAAGAGAAGAGAACACCACAGGGCUUGAAGGCCAAAUCACAGCCCAGGCGCAUUACCCUCAACACACUGGAGGGAUGGAGCAAACCCAGCACCCCAAAAUCUCCUGUCACACCCAGAGAAACUCCCACUAGCAGUCCCAGCAUGCCCAAAUCUGCCCCUUCUACUCCUCUGGCUAGCCAGGGACAGCUUACUCCCAAAACUACCCAAACUACCUCAGGUACCCCACUUGCUCCCAUCAAUGCCAGAAACUCCACAACACCUAAAGGACCCACCCCUAGGCGGAUUUCUCUGAUACUGCUUAAACCCAACCCCAGAUCUCCAGUUUCCACUCCAUCCUCCACUGAGAAAGCCAAACACGAGAGACCAUCUCCUUCUAACGAUCCAGUGUGCAAGCCUCCCGAAUCCAAGCGGCCCAAGACUGAGGAAGCUUCAGCCCCGAGUGGCGGCAGCAGCACAUCUCAAAGCACUGAACCCUCAGUAGAGUCCAGCAGCAAGGCCAUGGAUUCUUGACCAAUAACUGAAUCUCUGUUUUUAUCCAACUGUGUUCAUCUACGUAGAAACAUCUACUGUACAAAAUGAUCCAGGAGUGUGUGUAUGUGUAUUUGGACAUGCUAACUUGAAACUAAUUCAGACACUUGCAUAAUUUGACCAUAAGGGAGCUGUAUGUGUUAUUUUUCUGGUUCAUUUUGGUAAGCUUAUUCACUUGUCUAUUUAUACUUUCAUGGUUUGUUUUGUUAAUUGAAGACAUUUCUAAAUGGUUGUCAAUCAAUUUGUCUACACUGAACUCUUCAUUGAUAUCAAAUUACCAAGCACCAACUUUGAAGGACUAAUUUUUAGAAUUUCUUUCCAUUUGCAAAGGCUCAAAGAAGGUAAUUUUCUGGAGAAAAUUUGUAUUGUCCUGUUUGCAGCAACAAAUGAAGCAGCCACUUUGUCCAUGGGAACAUGCUGAUUUGUCUGUACAGAAAAUGAAGCACAUGUGAGAACUGUGGUGGCAAACAAACCGUAAAAUGUGGAAGUCUGUUUCAGAAUGAGGGAUGUAGACUAAGCUUUUGCUGUAAACAGAAUUUCCAAAGAAUUAAUGUAAAUAUUCAGCCAUGAGUCAGCUUUAACCUUUGAGACUUCAUUUGAAUCCAAAUUUUGAAUGAAUUAGUCAUUAAAUUACUUGUCAGAGUUCUCAAAUUUCUUUUAAAGCAAUCUUAAAACUUUUCUCCCCAAAUUGUUGUCAUUAUUUACAUUUAUAGUAACACAACCAACAAGCUAUUGGCACAGUGAUUAAUUAGCACUCUGCGUCACUCCUUGGACCUUUCAAAAUUUGUUUCAUAUCCACUCCAGUGACUUGUAAGUGUCUGACAAGAUCUGUGUAAAUGUGUCACGUUCUACCACAUCCCAAAGGUGAUCUGGAUUCAGAGCCAGUGGCUGGAAAAACCUCUGAAACCUUUUUCAUGAAAAGUUACUGAGGCGACAGUUUUUUUUUUUGACGUUGAAUGAUGGAAAAUUGUGCCCAUGAAGGGGUCCAAAUGGUCAGUGACAAUACUCAAAUACCCUUUGGGGUUCAUGCGAUGUAGCAGGAAAUCAAUUCCCUACACCAUUACACUACCUCCACCAUCUUGGGCUGUUACAAGGCAGAUUUGGUCCAUGGAUUCAUGCUGUUCGAUUUCUGACCCCAUCAUUCAGCAGAAAUCCAGACUCAAGUCUGGCUAUAUUUUUCCAGUCUUCAACCAGUAUUUUUGAGCCUGUACCCAUUGCAAAGCAGGCUUCCUGUUUUUCACUAACAGAAAUGGAACACGAUGUGGUUUUCUGUUGUAGCCUAUUCGCCUUAAUGUUUGUCAUUUUGUGUAUUCUGAGUUGCAAUUCUGCUCACUGCAAUUGUUCAGAGUGGUUAUCUGAGUUACUGUUGCCUUUCUCUGGGCUUGACUCAAACUGGACAUUUUCCAUUGACCUCUCUCAUCAACAAGGAGUUUCUGUUCAUAGAACUGCUACUCACUGAUUGUUUUUUUUUUCUCUUUAUUGCAACUUUUUGAGUAAACUCUGGAGACUGGUUUGUGAAUCCCAGGAGUUCAGCAGUUAGUAAUAAAACAUAAUAGAAAUACUUAAACCAGCCUGCAGACACCAACAAUCACCCUCAAAAUCACUGAAAUUACAUCUGUUCCAGAUUCGGAGGGUUGUUAUGAACAUUACCCGAACCUGCUGGCCCAUAUCUGUAUGAUUUUAUGCAUUGCACUCUGCCCAUGUGUGAUUGGCUGAUUAAAUAAUUUCAUGAAUGAGCAGUUGUACCUAAGUGUUCCUAAUAAAGUGCUCCAUGUGUAUAA
Molecule: messenger RNA, 3772 nt
Organism: Tachysurus vachellii
Lineage: Eukaryota; Metazoa; Chordata; Actinopteri; Siluriformes; Bagridae
Gene: chaf1b
Product: chromatin assembly factor 1, subunit B
Exons: 14
Coding region: 141-1973 (610 amino acids)
Biological process (GO): nucleosome assembly; DNA replication-dependent chromatin assembly
Cellular component (GO): nucleus; CAF-1 complex
Molecular function (GO): protein binding
Source: RefSeq, a predicted model, not a curated record